GCCAGUCCUAGAGGGCUGGAUGCUGCGAGUGCCAAGGCCAACUCCCCAGGCCAGGGGUGACCCGGCCACCCCCCACCAGUGUGUGACCAGGUCCUCAGCCACCUGCCAGCAGCUGACAAACUUGCACAAAGCUGUUGGACUUGGGACGUCCACGGGUGUUCUGUGGCGCCUGCAGCAGCCAUGUCGGACUACGAGAACGAGGAGGAGUGCUGGAGCAUGCUGGAGAGCUUCCGUGUGAAGCUCAUCUCGGCCAUUGACCCCGCGCGCAUCACGCCCUACCUGCGCCAGUGCAAGGUCCUGAACCCUGACGAUGAGGAGCAGGUGCUUAGCGACCCGAGCCUGGGCAUCCGCAAGCGCAAAGUGGGUGUCCUCCUGGACAUUCUGGAGCGUACUGGCCUCAAGGGCUACGUGGCCUUCCUGGAGAGCCUGGAGCUGUACUAUCCACAGCUGUACAAGAAGGUCACGGGCAAGGAGCCCACCCGUGUCUUCUCCAUGAUCAUUGACGCAUCGGGAGAGUCGGGGCUGACCCAGCUGCUGAUGACGGAGGUUAUGAAGCUGCAGAAGAAGGUGCAGGAGCUGACGGCGCUGCUGGGCGCCCAGGACGCGCUGGCCCAGGAGCUGCGGGUCAAAGACGGUCUGCUGCGCAAGCACCAGGAGCGCGUGCAGAGGCUCAAGCAGGAGUGCGAGGCCAGCGGCCGCGAGCUGAAGCGCUGCAAAGACGAGAACUUGGAGCUGGCCAUGCGCCUGGCACGUCUGAGUGAGGAGAAGGGGGCGGCGCUCAUGCGCACGCGAGACCUGCAGCUGGAGGUGGACGAGCUCCGACACAGCCUGCUGAAGGCGGAGGAGGACUGCUCACUGGAGCGCAAACACACCCUGCGGCUGCGGCGGGACAUGGAGCAGCGGCCCAGCCACGAGCUGCUGUGGGAGCUGCAGCAGGAGAAGGCGUUGCUGGAGGCCCGCGUGCAAGAGUUGGAGGCCUCGGCGCAGGAGGCGAAGCGGGACCAGAACAGCCCCUACGUCCAGGUGCUGGAGCAGGAUUGGAGGCAGGCGCUGCGCGACCACCAGGAGCAGGCCAACACCAUACUGGCCCUGCGCAAGGACCUCCGUCAGGGCCAGGCCCUCCGUACCCGGUGCGUGGAGGAGAAGGAGCUGUUUGAGUUGCAGUGCCAGGCCCUGCGCAAGGAUGCCAAGAUGUACAAGGAACGCAUGGAGACCGUGCUGCGGCAGCUGGAGGAGGUGGCUGAGGAACGGGACCAGGCCAUUGCCACGCGCGAGCAGCUGCACACACAGCAUGCCCGCAGUCUGCAGGAGAAGGACGCACUGCGCAAGCAGGUCCGGGAGCUGGGCGAGAGGGUGGACGAGCUGCAGCUGCGAGUGUUCCAGUGCGAGGGCCGGCUCCGGCAGCAGCGGCCCGACGCCCCCGUUCUGGAACCCCAGAGCUCAGACCUGGAGGACGACUCACCCCAGAAUUCCCAGGAGUUCACCGGGGACCCGGAGGACACCCUGUUGUCCGACAGAGGACCCUGGGCUGGACGCCCCAUAACAGCUGAGGCGUGACUACAGACCCCACAGAGGCCCUGGUGAUUCUUGGUCUGCUCUGCCGCCACCUGCCGUCCCGCCCCCCAGCCCCUGGCAGCUGCCCAGCCACAUGCUCUGCCACUCACACCGGGCAUAGAUGGACCACUCUGGGCCCUUGCUGUGCCCACUCUGGCUCCACUGGUGGCAGGUGGAGGGAGGCGAUGUUAGUGGGCUGGAACUGUGGGCCACGGGAGCUCCGGGCCUGGCAGUGCUCACCGGCCCCGAGGGUUCAGGCCCCAGACCGGGGAAGGGCAGUCGGUGGGCAGGACACACCAGGCAGGGCUCUGCUUGCAGGUGGCCUGGGGGUGACGGAGCAGCCCUCACUGACCC
Molecule: messenger RNA, 1908 nt
Organism: Ochotona curzoniae (black-lipped pika)
Lineage: Eukaryota; Metazoa; Chordata; Mammalia; Lagomorpha; Ochotonidae
Gene: CARD9
Product: caspase recruitment domain family member 9
Exons: 11
Coding region: 181-1557 (458 amino acids)
Biological process (GO): regulation of apoptotic process; positive regulation of canonical NF-kappaB signal transduction
Source: RefSeq, a predicted model, not a curated record